Messenger RNA from Pelecanus crispus (Dalmatian pelican), 1197 nucleotides. NCBI's taxonomy places the organism in Eukaryota, Metazoa, Chordata, Aves, Pelecaniformes, Pelecanidae. The record is from RefSeq and is a predicted model, not a curated record.
AUGGAGCAAACAUGUGAUGAUAUAGAUGAAAUGUUCAGCAAUUUACUUGGGGAGAUGGACAUGCUGACCCAGAGUUUAGGAGUGGAGACUGUACAACCUCCAUCCCCCAAAGUGUCCAACAACGAAUUCAGCUUUACAGUUGGUUUUAAAGAUUUAAAUGAAUCCCUAAGUGCUCUAGAGGACAAAGACCUGGAUGCUUUAAUGGCUGAUCUUGUAGCAGACUUAAAUGAUGUUGAACAGCAAACUUUACAAGUGCAGAAAACAACUUCUGGCAACCAUCAAAGUACAGUCACUCAGCCUUCAACAGGCUUGGAUAGUGACAUUUAUUCUAAAGCAAGUCCCUAUGUUACCAUUACUGGACGGUUUGGGGACGACUUGCCCCCUCCACCUCCAGACCCUGGUUUAGACCUACCACCACCGCCACCACCACCUCCACCUGAGCCACUCACCCAGGAGGAACAAGAAGCACAGGCUAAAGCUGACAAGAUUAAACUUGCACUGGAGAAACUGAAGGAAGCCAAAGUUAAAAAGCUUGUUGUCAAGGUGCACAUGUAUGAUAACAGCACAAAGUCACUAAUGGUGGAUGAGCGUCAGGUGACACGGGAUGUUUUGGACAAUCUUUUUGAGAAAACCCAUUGCGACUGCAACGUGGACUGGUGUCUGUAUGAAAUGUACCCAGAGCUGCAAAUUGAAAGGUUUUUUGAAGACCAUGAAAAUGUUGUUGAAGUGUUAUCAGACUGGACUCGGGACACUGAGAAUAAGAUUCUUUUUUUGGAAAAAAGUGAAAAAUAUGCUUUAUUUAAAAAUCCCCAGAAUUUCUACCUGGCAAACAAAGGGAAGAAUGAAAGCAAAGAAAUGAAUGAUAAAAACAAAGAGGCUUUACUGGAGGAAAGCUUCUGCGGGACUUCUGUCAUUGUGCCAGAGCUUGAAGGGGCCCUUUAUUUAAAAGAAGAUGGAAAAAAGUCCUGGAAGAGGCGUUAUUUUCUUCUACGAGCUUCUGGAAUUUAUUAUGUACCCAAAGGAAAAACCAAGACAUCGCGGGAUCUGGCAUGCUUCAUUCAAUUUGAGAAUAUGAAUGUUUAUUAUGGUUCUCAACACAAAGUGAAAUAUAAGGCACCUACAGAUCACUGCUUUGUCUUAAAGGUAAUGUACAAGAAAAACAAGUUCUGCAAAUGUCAUACUCAGUUUCUUUUAUAC